Molecule: messenger RNA, 1218 nt
Organism: Lecanosticta acicola
Lineage: Eukaryota; Fungi; Ascomycota; Dothideomycetes; Mycosphaerellales; Mycosphaerellaceae
Source: the annotation of a GenBank genome assembly
AUGAGCAACUACGGCUUCUUCGGGAGCUUUGAGCUGAACUCCAUCGUCAGAGGUGCUCAAUUGACGGUGGUGGGAGCGAAUCGCGCCUUGCAGAACCCGGGAAUUUUCACGAGCGAGCACUACAAGCAGGCUGCGUUGGCGUUCAUCGCUGGACUGGCCAUUCGGCUGCUUGUCGCGAUACCGGUGAGAUGGCCAGGACGCCUGGGAGACGGAUGAAGACUAACACACAACAGACAUUCGGCAUCCGAGUUCUCAUCCGAUUCCUUGGCCUGUUCACCGACCUGGGAGCCUCAACAUGGGACGAAGACAUCAUCCACGGCAUCGAGUUCGUCGAGCACCACGUCCUCCAAGUCCCUUUCUUCCUCAUGAGCUUCAUGCGCUAUCUCAGUCCUGCGAUGGACCACAUGUUCAUGGAUUCUCUACAAUGGGUGGACCAGACGUACAUCGCAAAGCACAAAUCCGAAGCUCCGAACGAGCUCCGGGCGCUGUACUAUCCCAAUCUGCGUAUGUACAGCCAACAUGCUGAGACAACACAAAAGAAGGAUCCAUACAAGGCUAUGAUCGCAUUUCUGAAGCGCUUUGGAAAGAAGGCGGCCCUUUCAUUGGGUGUAUACCUGCUCUCCUUCCUGCCAUACGUGGGCCAGCUCGUUCUGCCUGCAGCCAGCUUUUAUACGUUCAAUAAGGCUGUUGGACUUCCACCAGCUGUGCUAGUAUUUGGCAGCUCGCUCUUCGUACCCAAGAGGUACCUUGUCAUGUUUCUCCAGAGCUACUUCUCGAGCAGAAGCUUGAUGCGAGAAUUGGUGAGCGAACUCGCUGUGCUCGAGCGUGGAAGGCCACUAACCAGUACUGCAGCUCGAUCCAUACUUCGCUCGCAUUCGCUACAGUCCAGAGCAGAAGAGGAUGUGGUUCCGCGAUCGCGAGGGCGUACUCUACGGCUUCGCCGUCGCCUUCUUCGUCUUCCUCAAGGUGCCGCUCGCUGGUGUCUUGAUUUACGGUGUCGCGGAGGCCUCGACAGCUUACCUCAUCACCAAGAUCACCCAGCCACCGCCUCCGCCAGCCGAGGCCGAGGAGUUCAAGAAGAAAGAUGUGCGGUGGGAGAACAAGCACGAGUUCCUGCAAUUGCCCGUGGAUGCGCUGGACAAGUUCAACGUCUCGACGUCCAAGGAGAAAGCGAAUCCCUUCGACUCAGGGGAGCUGAAGCGAAGGCAGUUCUCUUGA